Messenger RNA from Solanum verrucosum, 1134 nucleotides. RefSeq lists its product as uncharacterized. Gene Ontology annotation, molecular function: protein-lysine N-methyltransferase activity. The record is from RefSeq and is a predicted model, not a curated record. The transcript is spliced from 10 exons. The coding region runs from base 1 to 1134 and encodes 377 amino acids. Gene Ontology annotation, biological process: peptidyl-lysine monomethylation. Lineage: Eukaryota; Viridiplantae; Streptophyta; Magnoliopsida; Solanales; Solanaceae.
AUGCCGACGUUAUUUUCCUUUCAUUCCUACUUUGAUUACUCUGCUUUUGAGCUGAGGGUUUACCGGAAAGAGUUUCUCUACCACAAAGGUAAGGUUAAGGUUUAUGUACAUCCUAUCCUGCUCAAACACCACUUGUGGGAUUAUAUUGGGUCUUGUGUUUCAACAUAUCCUUUAGUAUCAUGGAUUAUGGACUUGGAUGCCCACAUUGAUGGAAAACUCUUUGUCUGCAUUUCAGUUACAUCGCGAGCAUGGGAAAGUUCCAGAGGUGUAUCCAUGAUUCCCUUUGCUGAUUUUGCAAAUCACUGUGAUCUCUCUGACACAACUGUUUUGUGUAAUGAAGAGAAGCAACUUUCAGAGGUCAUUGUUGAUUAUAGUUACGCUCCUGGUGAUCAGAUGCUCAUAAGAUACGGAAAGUUUUCAAAUGCAAGACUCCUUUUGGACUUUGGAUUUACUCUCCCUUGUAAUGUGUAUGACCAGGUUGAAGUUGAGCUGACUAUACCUCAUGAAGACAAACUACGUCAGUUGAAGUUGGAGCUUUUGAGCAAACAUCAGAUACCAAUUCUCAAAGAUGUCAAUGGAUUCAGUUCCUCUGAGAAUUCGUUUGUACUCAAGGAAGUUAGGUUUGCUGACGCUCAAGGUAGGGGAAUUCCACAGUCAAUUCGUGCAUUUGCUCGUGUUCUGUGCUCCAAUUCUCCACAAGAGAUAAAUUAUUUGGCCAUGGAAGCUGCAGAAAAUGAUGGUCGGGUGGCUCGGCGUCCACUAAAGGACAAGAGCAGAGAGAUUCAAGCACAUCAGUUUUUGCUCUCAAAAAUCACUGGGCUAAUAGAUGAGUAUAAUGCAUCUAUUAAGUCAUUGGAGCUGCCUACUCUCUGCAUGGUUGGAAAAAUUGCUAUGCGGAGACAAAUGGCUCAAUACCUUCUCACGGGCUACAUUGUUUGCUCUCAUAUAGAUGCAGAUAUAAUAUUGGGGAAAGGGAGGUCCACUUUUUCUUUCCUGGAAUGUUUAAAUUGCAAUUUUAUGGGGAGCAAUAUUAUUAGAAUCAACUAUAAUACUAUUGGUUUUGUAAAAUUUUCACUCGUCACAUUGCGGAUGCGAAGAUGCAUGAAGCAUGGAAAAAGGGGAAAGGACGAUUGA